Molecule: messenger RNA, 4984 nt
Organism: Meriones unguiculatus (Mongolian gerbil)
Lineage: Eukaryota; Metazoa; Chordata; Mammalia; Rodentia; Muridae
Gene: Enkur
Product: enkurin, TRPC channel interacting protein
Exons: 5
Coding region: 369-1136 (255 amino acids)
Cellular component (GO): acrosomal vesicle
Molecular function (GO): calmodulin binding
Source: RefSeq, a predicted model, not a curated record
CAAAAAUUUUGGGGCCGGGCGCACUGUUUUCAUGUCGUCUUUUCCAGAGAUAGAGUAACGUCUUUAUCCUUAUUUCUCAGGCAGGAGGAGUUACAAAAAGGAAUCGGAGAAAACCAGCCUGCCACUGACGCGUUUCCCAGCAACCGUUUCCACAGCAACCACGCGGCCAACAACGCUAGUCAGUCCCAAGAGGAGCAGAAUAUUUUCUUCCUGAAAAGGGGCUGCCACCACAGGGUCAAGGGAGAUUAUAAAAGGGAGAGAUUUUUAGUUCCUAGAUAAGUGAGCAAGAAAAGGAAAAAGGGGUGAAAGAAGGACAUUGUGAUCGUGAGCCAAAAGUUGUGUAGUUGUUAAGGAAUUCUUUGGUGGCCAUGGACCCACCCUGCACUUCCGAGAGUAUUUAUAACCUCAUACCCAAUGACUUGAAGGAGCCGCCCCAGCCUCCUAGGUAUACAUCAGUGUUUAGAGCAUCUAUAAAAGAUGACCUGGAAAAAUUCAAAACUGCAAUGAAAACUAUGGGGCCUGCAAAAGUUGAACUACCCUCCCCAAAGGAGUUUCUAAAGAAACAUUCUAAGGAAAAAAUGCUACCACCUAAAAAAAAGUUUAAUAAGCGUCUUUCCAAGAUGCCUGCAGUGCCCUUGAGGACUGAUCAUCCAGUCAUGGGAAUACAGAGUGGGAAAAACUUCAUAAACACAAAUGCAGCUGAUGUCAUCGUGGGCGUAGCCAAAAAGCCCAAGCCAAUUUAUGUUGACAGAAGAACUGGAGAUAAGCAUGAUCUUGAAACUUCAGGACUACUCCCCAAGUACAUCAAUAAAAAGGAUUAUGGCAUCACGCCUGAAUACAUAUGUAAGCGAAAUGAGGAUGUGAAGAAAGCCCAAGAAGAGUACAAUAAUUAUAUUCAGGAGAACCUUAAGAAAGCAGCCAUGAAGAGACUUUCUGACGAAGAGAGGGAGGCCGUUCUGCAGGGGCUGAAGAAGAACUGGGAGGAGGUGCACAAAGAGUUCCAGUCCCUCUCAGUCUUCAUAGAUUCCAUACCAAAGAAGAUUCGAAAGCAGAAGCUGGAAGAAGAAAUGAAGCAGCUGGAACACGACAUCAGCAUCAUUGAGAAGCACAAGGUCAUCUACAUUGCCAACAAGUGAGUGGGUGUUGAGAACAGAACCAGAAGACAGGACAACAAACAAACACCCCAUGGAGGACAUCAAACUAAACCUACUCUUCUCAAAGAGGACUAUGAAGAAAAUAAAAAGUUUUCACUGAAAAUGUAGGCAAUGUUGAAAGAAUAAUUGGAUUAUUUGCUUGUUCUAGAGAACACUUUCUCCUCCAGUAUCACAGUGCUGCUCAUAAACAAACCAUUAAAGAUGGAAGGUGAAUGCUAGGGUCUGCAUUCUAUAAUGUCAGUUGCGGUAUUGCUGAGUACUUGUUUCACAUAAACAUUAAUUUUGGACUUUGAAACAUAAAAACAUUUAGCAACAAUAAACCCCAAAGGAACUAAUAACCAUAAUAGAAACUCAGUCUGUAUUGUAAACAAAUCAAUAGGAACCCUUUACAAACAUUCAGAACCCCAGACAUAAGGACCGGGCUGGUUCUACCUUAACUAGAGACCAAAGAACCAUGAACUAGUCAGCCUACCAAUGCUGAGUACUGUUUUCAACCAGUACUGUCUGAGCCACCAAUUACAAAUUGCUUUAACAAACCAAUCUUAACCAAGAAAGAUAAGUUUCUCAUUUACAGCCACAGUUAAGGUUAAGAUGUUUGGGUCAGUAUUUUGCUAAUGAAUUACUUACCAUGAAGAUUCAUUUUCAAAUACUUCAAAAUCAGUAGCAAUAUAAAAAUUGCUAUGAAUUCUGAUGAUUUCACCCUUAGGAAUGUUCUACUCCAAAGUCAUGAGUGGGAGUAAUCUUAAAUGAGGGUUAUGAUUGAGACAGUCUUAAAUAUUGAAGAGAUUAAAAAAACAAAAACAAAACAAACAACAACAACAAAAACAGACCUGUGGUUUUUAACAGGUUUGGGUCUAACUAAACUUUUGUAGUUGUUCAUUUAAAAAUUAUGAACAGUUUCCAUUUCCUAGAGUGUUGUCUCAGAUGAAUUUGUCACCUUGUCAUAUCCUGCCUUCCUACAGAAGUAUCUUCCACCAUGUUCAGGAAGGGUCUUCCUGCCAUGGACUCUCAACUUUUGGUAGUUGUGAUGCAAUCAUUACCCAUCCACAUGCAAUCAUGGAUACACUAUCAGACAAAGGAGGGACAGACAUCUGCCUCGGACAGUUGGCUAGUGAGUAGUCAGAAUCUUGCCCUUAACUGUGAAUUAAGAGACUCAGACUCAGAGACUAUGAUCACUGAGGAGUGCAUACCUGUUUAAAUGCCCACACUGAAUUGAAUCCCAGCCCCUUGGAUGGAGAAAUUAGGAUAGGGAACAGGGGUAGGCAUGUAAACACACAUGCAUUCACCCACACACACAGGCCUACAGGCUUAUGUCAUGGCACACAUACAGAAGACAGAGGACAACUUUCUGCAGUCAUUUAUGUUCCUCUACCAUGUGGGCCCUAAGAAUUGAACUCAUGUCAUCAGUCUUGCAGAAAGUAAUUCUGCCCACUGAGCCAUCUUGCCUGUCCGUGAGAUGGGCUUACAGCAAACCUGCAGACCUUCCAAUCAGUAUCUUUUUCACACCAUUACUGACUUGAGCUUUUCUUUCUUUUUGAAAUGUUUACACUGAGUAACUUAGAAAGUUUUGCCAAACAUUGGCAAGUUAUUAGAGAGAUCAUCAUCCACAUGUGCAGACUUGGAAGAUUAACCAGUCUGUGCUAAUCUGAGGACUUGUACUGUAUACUUUAGGCAGGUCUCUUAAUGCAACCACUUCUUCCUAUCCUGGGAAGUUCUACUGAUGGUAUGUGAAUGAGCUCAGGGAACAUUCAGGGCAGAGGAUGCACUUAGUUGCGGGCAUGAGUCUGUCUGACACCAGGGCCUGAACUUUUCAGCACUAUGUGAACCUCUGCUUGAGUAUGAACUUGUUAGUAGCAAUUAAAAACAAAACAAAAAACAAAAAACCUUUCUCAAAGUCUGAUUCAGGCCAUAGGAAUAAAGCUAACUGAUCACUAAUACAUGUUGUGAUAUUGCUCAUUAAUUUAUUCAGUUAAAGAACGUAUUACAUUUAUUUAUUGUAUAUAUGUGAGAGAGUAUGUACAUACAUAUGUAUGUGCCAUGAUUUGUAUAUGGAGAUCAGGAGACAACAGUAGGAGUUAGUUCUCCCCUCAUGAGGAUCCUGAGGCCUGAACUCAAGCCAUCAGCCUCAGCUGCACAUACCUUUAAACUGAGCCAUCUCAUUGGCCUUCAAUAAAGAUUUUUUGAGAACCUUCUAUUUAGUAACUAUCUUCAGAUUCUAAAAGAUACAGAUGAAAAGAGCCUUCAGAAGGCUCCAGUUUCAUGGAAAAUGAGCAAAUAUCCAGAUACUUAGAACACAGGAGGAUCAAUAUCUUACCAAGUUGUAAAGAUGUGACAGACAGACUUACAGGCAAUGAGAAGGAAAAACAUCACUUUCUACAGAAGGAACCAUGUACUUACAGAUUUGCAAGAAGGACUGUCUUAGUAUUCUAUUGUGUGAAGAGACACCAUGAACAUGGCAACUUUUAUAAAGGCAAACAUUUAAUUGGGGCUGGCUUACAGUUUCAGAGGUUUAAUCCAUUGCCAUCAUGGCAGGGGGCAUGGCAGCACACAGGUAGACAUGGUGCAGAGAUGUCUCUGAGAGUUCUUCAUUUGGAUCCUGAUCCACAGACAGCAGAAGAAAGAGACACUGGGCCUAGCUUGAACUUUUGAAACACCAAGCCCACCCUCGUGACACAUUUCCUCCAACAAGGCCACACCUCCUAACUGUGUCAAGUAGUUCCACUUCCUGAUAACCAUGCAUUCAAAUCUGUGAGCCUAUGGAGGCCAUUCUUAUUGAAACCAACACAAGGACUCUCCAUCACAGUGGCAUGAAACUGGCAGUAUUUUAAGCACUCAAGCUGGAGUCUAAAGCUAAGUGUCUGACCACAUCAAAUCCUGGUUCUUCUCAAUAGUCUUAGAACAGAAAUCAGAUCCACUGAGAUAAUGCUGUGUAUUAAGUCUCAAACCAGGACAAAGGCUGAAGUGCCCAUUAACAUAUCAAAGCAGACUUGGCCUCCAAAUUCUCCUUGCAUCCCUCAGUCUCUACCUGUUACAGAACCCUGUAACACACACACACACACACACACACACACACACACACUUUUUUUAAAAAGCAUUUUGAUAACUGAUAUUAGUGAAUCAGUGCAAUUCCAGAUGUGAUCUGUCUGCGGACACCAUGAACUGUUAUCAGGUGCUCAUCUUGCACAAGAACUGAAUCAUCACCUGAACAUCUUUAAGAAAUACUCCCCAUCUAAACAAAUCCAUCUGAUGGACGAGAAGGAAAGUCAUCACCCAAAGGUUAUUUAGGAUAGGGUAAAGUUGUUUAAAAAUAUUUUAUCACAACCCCUUUACCUAACAUAGCACACUCAUUGUCAUUCAGUAACAGUUACAUACCAGGAAACAUCGUAUUUCCUGGGACUACACAAAUUUCUUUAAAAAAAAAAAAGCAGUGUUGGAAAGAAAUAGUCAAUAAUCACAGAAGUGCCUUUAUACUUAAGAACUUAGUACUUUAAAAGGAAAAUAAAGGAAUAGAAUGGUAUGCAAGAAAAUAGUAAGGUCCUAUAUCAGAUUUUGUAGGAUCCAGCAUUAUUGGUUAAAUUGAAAAAUUAGCAGAACUUGGGAGAUGAGAGGAAGCAAAGGUUUCAAGGAAAAAACAUUCUGAGCAGAGAAGAUAAAAUGUGUGACAAAAGCAGGAAGCUACUGUGGCUAGGCGGGGCUUCGGCAAAAUAGCCCACCUGAAGAGAGAAACAGGCCCAGAAUGUUUUAUGGGCAGACCUCAGAAAAUUACAUGAGUUCUGUGGGUCUCCAGAUGGAGAAAACAGUGGCACAGACCAAGGUCUCAGCAGCAAAAA